AUGCGAUCAUACGAGUACAGCGGAGAGGAGACAGCUAAUAUGAUUGGGCUUGAUUUAAUGGAAUCCCUGGGGUUGACUCGAAGACAAAUCAGUGAAAUCUUUGGUCACAUUGCAUAUGAUGGAGUUUGUGCAAGCACAAAAGAGAGAACAAGGUACAAGAUCAGUACAAAGGCCGAUUUCCAUUCAGUGCAAAAAAAUCGCGCGAUCGACUUUUUGCGAUCGCUUUCUUUUGAAAUGUGUGCAGUCAACCACAGCUAAUGAGAUUUGUUCCGCUUGACUGUUUGUAUUUCAAAAGAAAGCGAUCGCUAAAAAUCGAUCUCACGACAUUUUGCACUGAAUGGAAAUUCGCCUUUAGGAGGAAUAAGACGUUCACUGUUACAGUAACACUUCUACUGUUGUACGUCAGUGAUAACUUAAUAUUUGCUAAUUAACCUAAUUUUAAUAUUACUUUAAUUCCUAUAUCCAGAUCCUAGAAAUUUAGUAAUUUGCACAAGUGACAACUAACGUACAGUACAUAUUACAAGUACUCUCAGUACUUAAUAGUUUUUCAUAGGUUCAUUUCAUAUUUGAUACUCCCCAGGGGAGGAGGAUCUCUAUCACUUGUCUAUCACUUUUUCCGCUGGUGUGGUCUGGGUCCUGAUGAUCUCUCUGGACACUGGGAUAUGGGCCAUCUUCUGCAACUAGUCUAUGGCGAUGUACUUCUAAAGGAUAAGGAUGUUGAUCGUUUCAACACCUUGAUGUAUACGCACAUGACUAAUCAUAGAUCUGGACAAUCUGGUUGCUAUUUCAAGGAGGUAGCUAUGGAGCUAAAUCAUGCUGUUCUGACAAACAAAUCUAAGCAAGAAACUAGGUGGGUGCGCUCAGAACUCAGGUUUUUGCAAGCUUGGUAUCGAAAUCCACCAACUAUCAUCCAUAUUAUCUCAAGCUGGGAAGAAGCAGCUUGUAGGUCAGGAAAUGCAACAUUAUAAAAGCAUGCUUGUUUGAUGUUACUCUGAGUGUAUAUUCACACCGGGCAGGCUUGAAAAAUAUGCCCGGCCACGGUGGGAUUCGAACCUACGACCUUUGGAACACUAGCCCAAUGCUCUGCCAACUGAGCUAUGCGGUCAGGUCGGUUCGAGUAUGCGAUAUUUCGGAACUGAGUCUAGUUCCUUCGAUAUCAGUGUAAUCUAAUAAUCAUGAUAUUUGCUGUGUUGGUGUAAUGUACUCAGGUGAAUAAGAUGCUUGUGAUGUUACUCGCAAGGCUUAAACCUUUUCCCCACCACUGUUGCAUCUGCUUCCUUGAAGAUGUGUGCUGAUUUAAACUGAAGACCUCAGUGAUGAAUGGAAGUGGCCCAACGAAGAUCUGAAACUGGCUGAAACAGAAAACCCUAUGCAAAUCAUACAGAAUCUAGAAAAGGGCAUAUAUAAACCACAUCUCAGUCAAGCAGUGAAAAUCGACGCAACAAGAAGGAUUAAUGUACAAAUCCAUGAAAAUGAGAGAUUUCGGGAUUCAGUUGCUGAUGUAGAUGAUACUGUACAGGAUCUUUUAAAAUUAAACUGUAACAAGGUAACAACGUCAGACCUAAACAUUCCAGAAAUCCCCGUUACAGGAUUUGAAGCACAGGACCGAAAUGAAGUAGAAAAUAAAUUGAAGAAUUUGUGUGGAAAUUUGUGUGGAAAUUUGGUAAAAGCCUUCAAUGAGAGAGUGCAAGUACCGAAGCUUAUAAAAGAUUCAAUUACUUGCUUUGCAACAGAUAAUGUACAUAAUGAGCACGAGCAGGCGAAUCAACUGCAGCAGAUUGUGAACGAAAUUAAAGGACCCAAGGCAGAAAAUUUUCAAGACACUACUGACUCCUGUCUUGUUGGUCUCAAGAUGUUUAAAGACUUUGCAAAGAAUGAGAGAAAUAAGACACCACAAUUAGACUUGAAGAAGUAUACAAGAAAUUCAUUGGCCAGUUUUGUAUUCCACAGAUCAAAGUCUUCAGAGAGCUAUUUGAAUUUAUCCAAAUUAGAACGUACAGUGAGGCAAUUUGUGAGACAAUUGGUUCCAUAA
Paramuricea clavata is the source of this 2032-nucleotide messenger RNA. The record is from the annotation of a GenBank genome assembly. Lineage: Eukaryota; Metazoa; Cnidaria; Anthozoa; Malacalcyonacea; Plexauridae.